GUCUUCGUAAGCGGUGUGUGCGCGCGCUUGCCUCGCGAGAUGGCCAAACCGAGCUUUCAGCGUCUGGGAACGUCCAUUGACGUACCGAACGUCCAAGCUCUUGCAGCUUCCAUCGCAAACCCGGCUGACGUCCCUCCUCGAUACGUCAGGACGGAAGCCAAGGCUGAUCCCGUCGUUAGCGACGGCGACAGCGAGCUUCCGGUCAUCGAUUUCUCCAGGCUCCUCCAUCACCGUUUCUCUAAGGAAGAGUAUGCUAAGCUCCACCAUGCCUGUGCAGACUGGGGCUUCUUCCAGUUGAUAAAUCACGGAGUUCCCGAUCAAGUGAUGGAGAAGAUCAAGGCUGAUAUAGUAGAAUUCUUUAAGCUUCCCUUGGAAGAGAAGAAGGCAUUUGCGCAGUUGCCGAACAGCUUGGAAGGUUACGGCCAAGCCUUCGUCAUGUCUGACGACCAAAAGCUGGACUGGGCGGACAUGCUGUCCCUCAUAACUCGACCACUGCACUCGAGGAACAUCGAUCUCUGGCCCGCUCAACCUCUCACUUUCAGAGACUCUCUCUCUUGCUACUCCAUGGAGCUGAAGAGCGUGGCAGGAACUUUGCUGGAGGUGAUGGCGAAGAAUCUGGGGGUCGCACCGGAGGAGUUCUCUUCUAUAUUUCAGGACCAAACGCAGGCAGUGAGGUUCAACUAUUAUCCCCCAUGUCCAAGAGCUGACGAGGUGUUGGGCCUCUCACCACACACGGACGGCAGCGGCUUGACGUUACUCCUACAGGUGAACGACGUUGAAGGACUCCAUAUCAGGAAGAGGGGGAAUUGGUUCCCCGUGAAGCCACUCCCCGGCGCUCUCAUCGCUAACAUCGGUGAUAUCAUCGAGAUAUUGAGCAAUGGUGUGUACAAAAGCGUCGAGCAUCAGGCGAUAAUAAACGUCAAGGAAGAGCGUCUCUCGAUUGCUACCUUCCAUGGGCCAAGAGAAUAUUCGGCGGUGGUUGGUCCUCUUGCAGAGAUCGUGAAGGGGUGCAAUCCAAAAUAUGUGUCGAUGAGCUAUGGAGAGUUCAUGAAAGCUUAUUUAUCCACAAAACUAGAAGGGAGGAGGCUCAUGGAAAGCCUCAAGCUAUGGGUGUGUGUGUGCGCGCGCUUGCUUCGCGAGAUGGCCAAAUCGAGCUUUCAGCGUAUGGGAUCGUCCAUUCACGUCCCGAGCGUCCAAGCUCUUGCAGCUUCCAUCGCAAACCCGGCUGAUGUCCCUCCUCGAUUCGUCAGGCCGGAAGCCAAGGCUGAUCCCGUCGCUAGCGACGGUGAAAGCGAGCUUCCGGUCAUCGAUUUCUCCAGGCUCCUCCAUCACCGUUUCUCUCGGGAAGAGUCUGCUAAGCUCCACCACGCCUGUGCAGACUGGGGCUUCUUCCAGUUGAUAAAUCACGGAGUUCCCGAUCAAGCGAUGGAAAAGAUGAAGGCCGAUAUAGCAGAAUUCUUUAAGCUUCCCUUGGAAGAGAAGAAGGCAUUUGCGCAGUUGCCGAACAGCUUGGAAGGUUACGGCCAAGCCUUCGUCGUGUCUGACGACCAAGAGCUGGACUGGGCGGACAUGCUGUACCUCAUAACUCGACCACUCCAGUCGAGGAACAUCGAUCUCUGGCCAGCACAACCUUUCACUUUCAGAGACUCUCUCUCUUGCUACUCCAUGGAGCUGAAGAGCGUGGCAGGAACUUUGCUGGAGGUGAUGGCGAAGAAUCUGGGGGUCGCACCGGAGGAGUUCUCUACUAUAUUUCAGGACCAACCGCAGGGAGUGAGGAUCAACUAUUAUCCCCCAUGUCCAAGGGCUGACGAGGUGUUGGGCCUCUCGCCACACACGGACGGCAGCGGCUUGACGUUGCUCCUACAGGUGAACGACGUUGAAGGACUCCAUAUCAGGAAGGGGGGGAAUUGGUUCCCGGUGAAGCCACUCCCCGGCGCUCUCAUCGCUAACAUCGGUGAUAUCAUCGAGAUAUUGAGCAACGGUGUAUACAAAAGCAUCGAGCAUCGGGCGAUAAUAAACGCCAAGGAAGAGCGCCUCUCGAUCGCUACCUUCCAUGGGCCAAGAGAAGAUUCGGUGAUUGGUCCUCUUGAGAUCGUGAAGGGAUACAAGCCGAAGUAUGUUUCGAUGAGCUACAAAGAGUUCAUGAAAGCUUACUUCUCCACAAAACUGGAAGGGAGGAGACUUAUGGAAAGCCUCAAGUUAUAAAAGUCUCUAAUGUUAGAAAGUUAAUGGUGUGUUGCUUGAACUUAAUAAUAAGUGUGUUUCGGGAUAAUGCUAUCUACUUUAUCGAAGCAUCAAAUAAACACCUAGUGUUGUGUAUAUGAA
Molecule: messenger RNA, 2325 nt
Organism: Musa acuminata subsp. malaccensis (wild Malaysian banana)
Lineage: Eukaryota; Viridiplantae; Streptophyta; Magnoliopsida; Zingiberales; Musaceae
Source: RefSeq, a predicted model, not a curated record